Drosophila willistoni is the source of this 2308-nucleotide messenger RNA. RefSeq names its product nose resistant to fluoxetine protein 6. Bases 4 to 2208 code for a protein of 734 amino acids. The transcript is spliced from 8 exons. NCBI's taxonomy places the organism in Eukaryota, Metazoa, Arthropoda, Insecta, Diptera, Drosophilidae. The record is from RefSeq and is a predicted model, not a curated record. Gene Ontology annotation, molecular function: acyltransferase activity, transferring groups other than amino-acyl groups.
AACAUGGUCAGUACUAGAGUAUUUUUAAUAGCCACGCUAUUGCUAAGCGUUGGCACAACAGUGUGGAGCACCAGUCAAAAUGAAGACUAUUUGGAGAUGGACCUGUCGGAGUACCAGAGCCUUACUCGACUAAGACAUUUGUCGGUGGAGUUCCUUGACUUUUACCAAAACAUAACGCUAAAGGAUCUGUUGCCAGGCGAAAGUCCUAGAAUACCCACCCAAGAAGAUCUCGAAUGCUUAUCGGACCUCACCCUCCUAACUCAAGGAGUGAGCACAGCCAGCUUGUGGGCAAUAAGAAUGUUUGAUUCGUGGGGUUCAAUUCCCUCAGGAAUUUUAAAGGGAAACUUGAAGGAUUUGGGUAACUAUGACGAAUGUUUGGCGAUUGACCACUCAGUCGUCUCCGGUCACAGUGUGAGGGGAAAAUACUGUUUUGCUAAGAUACCCUUUGGCAAAAUUUCUGGAGUGCCAAGCAUUCUUAAUGUGAACACCGCUGUCUGUUUUCCCUCCACUUGUUCGGGCACUCACAUGGACACAAUGAUUCGACAAUUGUUCAAGCAACUACUAAAUCUAGAGAUCAGUGCAGACUUGGAGCUGGUCAAUGACGCCUCAUGCAAAACAGCCGAUAAAGAACCCUACGACGGGGUCACCAUUUUCACCAUUGUCCUUUUGUCUAUAUUGGCGUUCUUGAUGGUCUUGGCCACCCUAUACGACUAUUUUAUUUGUGAAGAUCAGAAGAAACUUCCUCCCAUUGUGAAAGCCUUUUCGGCACGAGCAAACUCCCGUACUUUAUUCCGCAUUGUGGACAACAAAUCGAAUCCCAAUGUCAUUGAUUGUCUUCAUGGAAUGCGUUGUAUGUCACUUGUAUGGGUAAUUUUUGGCCAUGAUUAUAUUAUCGCUGGAGUUUCGCCAAACAUUAAUAUUGUGGAUGCCUAUAAGGUAGGCUAUAGCAUGCUGAUUAUGAUUACAAAAAGUCUGAUAACUGAAAUUUCAUUGAUACAGUGGUUCAACUCAGCAUUUUUCAUGCUCAUCAGAGAGGGAGUUUUUUCCGUGGACACAUUCUUCUUUUUGAGCGGCCUUUUGGUAGUUCUUCUGGGACUACGCUAUGUGGAACGAACUAAAGGCAAACUAAACGUGCCAAUGAUGUAUUUGCAUCGUUAUCUUCGACUUACACCAGUCUUGGCUAUUGGCAUUCUCAUUUACAUGAAGAUACUGCCCCUUCUCGGCGAUGGGCCUCUCUUUGGCGGUGUUGCCAUGGAAGAUUACAGUCUAUGCAAGGAUAACUGGUUCUGGACUUUGCUGUACGUGCAGAACUAUGCCACAAACGACUUGUGUAUUGCUCAUUCCUGGUAUCUGGCCGUUGACAUGCAGCUGUAUAUCAUUGCACCAUUCCUGAUAUUGGCCCUCUACAAAUGGGGCAAGAAGGGAGCUGCUGGCGUCUUUGUGUUAAUGCUGCUGCUGGCUUCAUGUCUGUUUAGCAUGAUGGUGAUCAAAAAGUAUUCCAUGGUAUCUGGUGGUACCACCUCAAUGAAGAAAAUAUACUUUGGAACUCAAACACGUGCUUCUCCCUAUCUUAUUGGCGUACUAUUUGGCUAUUUCCUGCAUGUGAAUCGUGGCAAAACGUUCAAAUUGAAUCGCCCCACGGUCUGGUUGGGUUGGAUCAUCAGUUUGGCCUUGUUCUUCACCUGCAUAUUUGCCCUCUAUGACGUUAGCAUCUCAAUGCCCAUAGUGGAUGAAGCUUUCUUUUUGACCCUGGGACGCAUGGCCUGGCCCUUGGGUCUCUGCUGGGUGAUCUUCGCCUGUAUGCAAGGAUAUGGUGGAUUGGCCAAUAGUUUCCUUUCAUCGCCUUUAUGGCAGCCAUUGUCGAAGCUCUCCUAUUGCGCCUACAUCUUCCACAUGCUUAUUGAAAGUCUUAAUGGUGGCAUUACAAGGACCAGCACCUACUUUAGUAACUACCAAGUGAUGCUACGUUUCUGGGGAGACUUUGGCUUUGUCGUCAUCCUGGCAUAUUUCAUGUACAUCCUGAUAGAAGCUCCCUUUGGUAAUCUCGAGAGCCUUCUGUUGCCAACGAGAAAGCCAAGUCCGGCUGUUGCCCCUGUGACCAAGGUGCCAGCUACCAUUGAAUCAACUUCCGAAACGGCGCCUCCUUUGCCCAAUAAAUCAGCCCUGACUGAUGAGAAGGCGUCAGUGACGUUUACUGCAAGCAGCUAAUUAGAAUCUGAUCUAUUGGCAAAUAGUUUUAAUUGAUUUUUUUUUAUUAUUAUUAUUAUUAGUUUUAAUAUUUAUGGACUGGAAUUUUCUAUCUUAGUAA